AUGUGGUGGCGGUGGAUGUCGCAGCCUCAGAGUUGGAUUUGAGGGCCUCGGAUGCCAUUCCAAGUGUAUCUGUGGAACCUCUUCAGUUUGUCCCAAGAAUUCGUUCUGGUAGUUUCGCGGACAUUGGGCCUCGAAGAUACAUGGAGGAUGAACACAUCCGUAUUGAUGAUCUUUCAGCACACCUGGGAUCUCUGCUUACAAUCCCGACUCCUAGUGCCUUCUAUGGGGUAUUUGAUGGUCAUGGAGGUCCAGAUGCAGCAGCCUACAUCAAAAGGCAUGCGAUGAGGCUCGUAUUUGAAGAUACCGACUUCCCACAAGCAUCAGAAGCUGAUAAGGUUUUCUCGGACUCCGUAGAGAAUUCUGUUCGAAAGGCAUUCCUCCUUGCAGACCUUGCUUUGGCUGAUGACUGCACCAUUACCAGUUCCUCUGGGACUACUGCACUCACAGCAUUGUUGUUUGGAAGGCUUCUUUUGGUAGCCAAUGCUGGGGAUUGUCGAGCUGUCCUUUGUCGGAAGGGCAAAGCAGUGGAAUUGUCUCAAGACCAUAGACCGAUCUAUGCUGCUGAACGCCAAAGGGUUGAAGAAUCCGGGGGUUACAUUGAUGACGGGUACCUCAAUGGAGUCCUCUCGGUGACAAGGGCUUUGGGAGACUGGGACAUCAAAUCGCCCAGAGGCUCUCCUUCACCCCUUAUUGCAGAACCUGAGUUUAGACAGGCUACGUUGACAGAAGAUGAUGAGUUUCUAAUCAUUGGCUGUGAUGGAAUAUGGGAUGUGAUGUCAAGCCAGGACGCGGUGAGCAUCGUCCGCAGGGGCCUGCGGUGGCAUGAUGAUCCUGAGAGAUGUGCAAGGGAGCUUGUUAUGGAAGCUCUGAGGCUCAACACAUUUGACAACCUCACAGUGAUUGUGGUCUGCUUCUCUGCGGAGCAUCGGAGCUUUUCACCAUCAGCUGGCUCUCAGGACCAACAGCAGCAGGCGCCAAGAUUGAAGUGCUGCAAAACCCUGUCGGCGGAUGCCCUUUGUAAUCUGAGAAGCUGGCUGAACAAUGAUAGAGGUGGCAAUUGAGAGAGGGGGAGGGAUUUAUAAGUAUAUAAGCAGAGAUGAUGUGGAAAAAUGAUAGAUUAGUUUAUGCUUUUAUUUAUGGCUGCUUCGGCAGGUCACAGAGCAGCCAGCAGUUUUGUAGUGUUUCUGUUGUAUUGUUUUUGGUGUGGAUGGUGACCGGCCGUGUACAUAAUUCUAGGGGUGGUACACCUUUGUGGUUUCAUUGUUUUGAGCUGAUUUAUAUUUGUAUAGUAUAUUGAUACAACCGAGUUUGUUGGCCUAUGUGUAUUAUUUCUAACCUGCAGGUAUUUUUUUUUUU
Molecule: messenger RNA, 1356 nt
Organism: Elaeis guineensis (African oil palm)
Lineage: Eukaryota; Viridiplantae; Streptophyta; Magnoliopsida; Arecales; Arecaceae
Product: probable protein phosphatase 2C 47
Biological process (GO): protein dephosphorylation
Molecular function (GO): cation binding; protein serine/threonine phosphatase activity
Source: RefSeq, a predicted model, not a curated record